UAAAAUAAUGGGAUAACUAUUAAUUUACUAAAGUUUAAAUAAUUAUAAAAUUGUUUCAAAAAAAAAAAAAAAUUAUAAAAUUUAAACAAUUCAGGAAGGUUCUACACCUUAUAUUUUAGUCAAAUCUUAACAAUGAUAAUUUGUGUUUAAUGCAAUUGCUGUGAUAAGUCACAGUUGACUGAUUGACCCAACCUAUUAUUGUUUGUCUAAAUUAUCUUUCCUGCCCUCCACGAAGGUGUAUAAGCUUUGAAAGUCGAUCAAUGUCAAUAAUAAAGAUAAUUCUGCACAAGUUUUAAAAGGCUAAGGUAAGGUGGGAAGGAUGGUAAGAAUUGAAGCAACAAACAGAUUUUGAUUUGGCACCUAUCCAACCCAAGUCCGGGCCCGGAAACGGUCCACAUAAUUUGUAGACAAUAGCUGACCAUGACUAGUCCUCUUUUAGGUCUGAACUAAAGGCAAGAACAAACUCCAAACAAACAGUCUGUAGCCACCAGCAUUUAAAGAAGACGGUUACAUGUGAGUUUUACAAGAACGAGUUCAUCCGAGCUGUGGUUCUGCUGUAGCAAGUUGAAAGUUCUAACCUUUAAAAAAAUAACAUUAGUAGGUCGUUACCAAGAUUAUUAAGGUUAUCCUGUAUGUAUUCUAUGAUUAGGAUUAGAAAAAAUCGCGAAUAUAAAAGAUUAAAGACAGAGUAGGAUGCACAUCACACGGUUGGAAAUCAACGAAAGGUCAAAAAAAUACAGAAAUUAACAAUGCAACACCUCAAAACUAAUCAAUACAACUAAGAAAUCUUAGCAGGCGUGGGACUUGCACUUAAACACCUAAAUACCUUCAUGGUUAGCACGUUUAAUGGGAUAUGUCCCACAUUAAAGAAAAUACCCUAAAAAAACAAAAUACACCAACCAGAAAAUCACACCCUAACUUAAACAGUGGAGUCUCAAAGUCUUCAGAGAAUCUAAACACAAAGGUGAGCACGUCUUACGCCUCUAAAUGUAUGCCUCACCACAUUCUGUCCUAUUCUGUCAUUUCACUUGCAAAGUUGACUAAGCCCUUCUAAAGAUAUACCAUAUAAUUAUGAUAUUAGUUAUUAUUAAUUAACAGAUUAUGUCCCCUUUGUCAGAUAUAUAAGAAUAUAACUAUAUAAAGUAUAGUUUUCUGAACAUUCUUGUUGGUUAUAUUCAAAUCUGAAAACACUUAAGUUUUCUUUGUACUGUCAUUGCCUUCAGAAAGAAAAGAGAGAAUGGUGAGAGUACAUACCAAAAUUCCGGGAUCCUGCUUUAAAAUAAGUAAAGCUCGGAUUCGUUCACCACCGCUGCAAUCCAAUCCAGCUUAUAAUUCUAUCAAAAGUGACAAGAGUGAGUAUUUUGAAAAUGAGUGUGGAUCGAGCUUCAGCAGUGAAGAAAAUUCUGAAAAGGGUGAACCCAAGGAGGGAAACAGGAUCAUGAUUGUUGUAGAUGCAACCUUACAGGCUAAGGGUGCUCUUCAAUGGGCAUUAUCCCAUACUGUUCAAAAGGAGGACACUGUUAUUCUUCUUCAUUUAGCCAAGCCAACAAAAUGCGAUUCACAUACUGAGAGUGAAAUUGAUCCAAAAGCUUAUGGACUUCUUUACUCUCUGAGAAGCGUCUGCCAAUCCAGAAGACCUGGGGUACAGGUGGAAAUAGUAGCACUUGCAGGGAAGGAGAAAGGUCCAACAAUAGUGAGCCAAGCAAAGGAACAUAAGGCAUCAUUACUGGUACUAGGACAUAGAAAACGAUCAAAAGCAUGGAGAUUUUGGAUGAGAUGGACAGGAAGAAAAAGAAGCGUUGUAGAUUACUGCAUCCAAAAUGCUGAUUGCAUGACAGUUGCUGUAAGGAGGAAGAGCAAAAAACUAGGUGGCUAUUUGAUUACCACUAAGCGUCAUAAGAAUUUCUGGCUCUUGGCCUAGCUUUCUUAUUUAAAAACAGUAGGUUCAAUGAAGGUUUGGCCUCAAACCCUCAAAAGGGGGUUUGGUGUUCAUAAAUCAUUCAAUUAUUGUAAAUCUGAAAAUUUCAUCCAUAGUCACUCUAUUCAAAAGUGAAUGUCUCACUUUCAAGUCUCAGGUCACUUAUCCGUUAAAUUUUUAAAAUGAGACAUGGAAGUGAGAGACCACUUUUAAGCAGGAGUUAGUUUUAUCUCAGAACCAAUUAGCCAUGGCAACAAUAACUCCCUAGGCUUAUAAGUUGGUUAUGUUUCACCUCUUCUUCUACAUGAGACAACUCACAUGCACAAGACAUCUGUUUAUGAUGCAACCCUGCCCCCUCAAAUCAAAGUGUGCUUUAUGCAUGAGCAAACUAGAAAGGUAAACAGUAGCUAUUGUCGUUGGGGUUGAACAUUUGCAUGAUCAAAGGCCCAAAUUUAUCAUAAAACCAACUUUGAAUUUGACACUAAGCUAAAUUUUUGAAAGCAGAUAUAAAAUGGGCCUGCACACUCACGAAAAAAGAGAGAAUUGUUACAAACUUAAGUGAGAGGUUUUAUCUGUAAUAAUUGGCAAGGGGAGAAGCAAGGCCUCAAUUUUUAAGGCCCUUAAUUCUCUCUUGUCUACCAUGGGACAACUCACAAGUGCACAAAAUAUAUACAUGGGGAUCAAGAGAAUCAACCAUGUAAAUAGGACUAUACAACAAAGAUCAGAGAAUAAUCUACCAACUGUUUUAGAGCAGCACAAACCGAAGUCUGAUAAAUUUCUGAGAAUAAUGGCAAAUCAAUGAAGUUUCGGCUAUUCACAGUUCACAUUUUAAAGUGCAAUUCUAGAAACAAAGUUUGAAUUAAAAAUUUAUAACCUCCAAAAAUUAAAAUAAAUACUUGUAUAAAAUUAAAAAGAAAGUAAAUAGCUAAAUAUACUCAGAAUUCAGAUCCCCAUUAAAGGUUAGCCUCACUAAUAUGAGGCUUGGUAACCCUAACCAAGCAUUCUUUAAGAGAUUUGGAUAAUCCUAUGACUCAUAUCAAAGUAAUUAAAUUGAAACUUAAGCUUAUGCUACCGAAAUUCAAAGAAAUAACCAGUCAAAACUCAAAAACCAAUUGUUCUUGCUGAAAGAAUGAUAGAUAUAACUCAGGUCUCAGAAGAUCCAAAAUUGAGUUCUGCUUUACUAAUAUGAAAGUGUUAAUGCAGUUCAGAACCUAAGGUUAUUUUUCAUCAUUUGCUUUCCUACGGGUCAAGAGAAACAAUAAAUCAAUAUGUCCUAUCCUCUCGAUUUUUUUGUCAACAAAGCCAGUGUACUUAAAAUUUAGCCACAAAGGACUUUCUUAUCUGUAAAUUACCUACAAUCUUACUAUAUAGUUGAUAUUUGGCCAAACAGUACCUAUCCUUGAAAGCAUCAAUGGGACCUUUGGAUUCAUCAUUCUUCCAUCAAGAAAACUGUCAGAAACAGAGUGACAGCUACAGAAAUCAAAAUUCAAAGCUGGUUUACCAGCAAACUUCUCAUGUUACUUUACAGAUAAGGUAUAUGGGUCAUCACAAUUUUCUACUAGCAUUUCUUUGUAAAAGAGAAUUGGCCUUUUUUUUUUUUUUUUUUUUUUUGAGAAUUGGCCUUUAUUAGGUAUAUAGAGCCGGACAAAAGGGCAAAGAGGCUCAUCCUGGAUAUUUGUUUUUAGUGUAUACAAAGACUUGAGUACAGUAUCUAAGUUUUUGUUUUCCUCCCAUUUAGUUAUUUCAG
Molecule: messenger RNA, 3665 nt
Organism: Chenopodium quinoa (quinoa)
Lineage: Eukaryota; Viridiplantae; Streptophyta; Magnoliopsida; Caryophyllales; Amaranthaceae
Exons: 3
Coding region: 1238-1921 (227 amino acids)
Source: RefSeq, a predicted model, not a curated record